Molecule: messenger RNA, 2600 nt
Organism: Lontra canadensis (Northern American river otter)
Lineage: Eukaryota; Metazoa; Chordata; Mammalia; Carnivora; Mustelidae
Gene: DOC2B
Product: double C2 domain beta
Exons: 9
Coding region: 227-1465 (412 amino acids)
Cellular component (GO): membrane
Source: RefSeq, a predicted model, not a curated record
GGCUGGGCCCGCCCCCCGCCUGCCGGCCCUCGGCACUCACUAGCCGGCCGCCGCCGAGCAGGCAGCAGCCGCAUCAGGACCGUCCGGGGGCGCCGCCGGCGAUGCCCGCAGCCCUCGCCGCGCCCCGCCGGGCCUGCUGAGCCGCACCCCCUCCCACCCCCCACCCCGGGCCGGGGCCGCGCCGGGCCGGGGCCGGGCCGCGCCCGGGUGGGGCCGCGUUGCCUGCAUGACCCUCCGGGGGCGCGGGGAGAAGGCGACCAUCAGCAUCCAGGAGCAUAUGGCCAUCGACGUGUGCCCCGGCCCAAUCCGGCCCAUCAAGCAAAUAUCCGACUACUUCCCCCGCUUCCCGCGGGGCCUGCCCCCGGACGCCGGGCCCCGCGCCGCUGCGCCCCCGGACGCCCCCGCGCGCCCCGCCGCUGCCAGCGCGGGCCGCCGAAGCCCCUCCGACGGCGCCCGCGACGACGACGAGGAUGUCGACCAGCUCUUCGGAGCCUACGGCGCCAGCCCGGGCCCCAGCCCCGGCCCCAGCCCCGCGCGGCCGCCCGCCAAGCCGCCCGAGGACGAGCCCGACGCUGACGGGUACGAGUCCGACGACUGCACUGCCCUGGGCACGCUGGAUUUCAGCCUCCUCUAUGACCAGGAGAACAACGCCCUCCACUGCACUAUCAGCAAGGCCAAGGGCCUGAAGCCGAUGGACCACAACGGGCUGGCAGACCCCUACGUCAAGCUGCACCUGCUUCCAGGAGCCAGUAAGGCAAAUAAACUCAGAACAAAGACUCUCCGAAACACUCUGAAUCCCACGUGGAAUGAGACCCUCACUUACUACGGGAUCACGGACGAAGACAUGAUUCGAAAGACCCUGCGGAUCUCUGUGUGCGAUGAGGACAAAUUCCGUCACAACGAGUUCAUCGGGGAGACGCGUGUGCCCCUGAAGAAGCUAAAGGCCAACCACACCAAGACGUUCAGCAUCUGCCUGGAGAAGCAGCUACCGGUGGACAAAACCGAAGACAAGUCCCUGGAGGAACGGGGUCGGAUCCUCAUCUCCCUCAAGUACAGCUCGCAGAAGCAGGGCCUGCUGGUCGGCAUCGUGCGCUGCGCCCACCUGGCUGCCAUGGACGCCAACGGCUACUCGGACCCCUACGUGAAGACAUACCUGAAGCCAGAUGUGGACAAGAAAUCUAAACAUAAGACAGCAGUAAAGAAGAAGACCCUGAACCCUGAAUUCAAUGAGGAAUUCUGUUAUGAGAUUAAGCAUGGGGACCUGGCCAAGAAGACCCUGGAAGUCACUGUUUGGGAUUAUGACAUUGGAAAAUCCAACGAUUUCAUUGGCGGAGUGGUUCUGGGCAUCAACGCUAAGGGUGAGCGCCUGAAGCACUGGUUUGACUGCCUGAAAAACAAGGACAAGCGGAUCGAGCGCUGGCACACGCUCACCAAUGAGCUCCCAGGGGCUGUGCUCAGCGACUGACCAGCCCCCCACCUGCUGCCGCACCCACCCCUGCCUGUCUCCUGGCCCAGCACCGGCCUGGCCCUGGGCCUCCUCAGCUGCCACCAAGGGCCUCGGCCCUCAUCUCGGGGGAGAGCCGGGGUGCCUGCUCGGACACUGAGCCACUGCGGCCCCUGCUUGGAGGCUGUGGAGGGCUCAGCCACUCCUAGGGACAGCAAGGCCAGAGAGCUGGGCCUGCUUUUGGCACCCACCCCAGGGAAGGGAAUGGGGUCGUCCAGGGGGUGAGGGCCUUACUGGAGGUCAGCAGUAAGUCAUGGGACCCCAGGCUGAGAGAACAGGAGUGCAGGGGCGCUUUGGCAGGGCCAGUGAGAACUCUCGAGAGAGACAUUAGGGAGAGGGACAUGGGGGGGAAGGAGAUUUGGGAAAACGUUCCCAAGAGGAGGUUCUUACUACAUCUGUUCAUCUCUGGCAUUAUUGGGCAGGUGGGAAAAAGCUGACCCAAGAGCAGGGAGUAUGGUAAAGUUCCAACUUUACUGAACAUGGGCAAUUGGCAAGCACUUCACUCAAUGAUGCAACAAUCCGUUGGAGAUGAAUGAGACCCAGGGCCUGCCUCUGAGUUCCUUGUCUAAUCAAGGAGCUAAGAACAAACCACUACAAUGGGGAAUGAGGAAUACCAAGGCCAGGCUGACAUACCUGUGAGUGCCAUGGACUCCAACUCUGCUGAGAGGCAGGGAGGGCUUCCCCAAGGAGGUGAUGCUUCAGCAAGGUCUUGAAGGGUGAGUGGAGUUUCUGGGCAGCCGAAGUGUAAGGGCAAUAUGUGCCAUGGGAAUGAUCUGUAAAAGCCUAGAGAGGAGAGGAUGGUGAAUGGGCUAGAGUCAUUGUGCAAGACCUGGGGACUCACGCUGGAGACAGUGUGUUAGGACAGGAGUGGGGCUUAGAGGUGACAUCACCCACCCCUGCCUGCCAGGCCAGCCCCAGCUCAUAGCUUUGGGGGAACUGAGGGAAGCACUGUGGUGAAACUGAUCUUGGGCAGGGUUAAGUUCAGUCCUCAAACCCAAUUCUCCCACCUUUAAUCUUUCUCUUCCCAAGGACCUGGAGGAUGGAUCCUGCCUCUCAGCUUAAGCAUGAGGUCAGCUGUAAUCAAGAAAAGGGUCCC